UUCAAUCCAAACUAAUCUAACGCUCUCGGUGAAGUUUUGCUAUAUAAACCAGUCCCGGGUAAGUUUUCUGUUCAUAAUUAAUUCAGGUGUUCUAUCGCCACUAGCUGCCAAAAAGAAAAACCAAACUAGCCAACAGACCAAUCAUGAAGUGCAUGGUAGCUGCAGUCAUCUUGGCCCUGGCCGUCGUCUCACAAACUGGAGCCCUGCCGUACGGAGGCUGGCCGUACGGUCACUGGGGUGCCCCAACUGUGGUACAAUCGAACGUUCUGGCCCAUCCUUACGGAGCUCUGUCGCAUGCUGCUGUUCACGCUGCCUAUCCAGCCCUGCCAGCUGCCGUGUAUGCUGCCCCAGUUUUGCCACAUGCCCACUGGGCCGGUCCAGUUCAUGGCCCAGUCGCCUCGGUUGCCCACCACGCCGGUGUGGUCCCAGGAGCUACCUCUGUGACUGCUAACCGUGGUGCCGUCCAUGUUGCCCCCUUGCCAGGACAUGCCGUGUCCCAGCAGCAGCUCAAUUUGGCUCCAGCUCCCGGUACGAUUUAAUCUAAGCAGCACAUCACAACGACGGACCUCAGCUAGUCACUGGACCCGCAAGGAAAAGCCAUCCAUCCACGAUCCAUCCACCAAAACCGAUUCAACUGAGUGAGGGUACCUUGGUCAGUUUGGGUCACUCUUAUCUAUCUAUCCGCCAUUCUCUGUACUGUCUAUCACUAUCGUUCUAAAAGCACACUAUCGCAUCUAUUUAUGAUCAUCUUGGACACUGUUUUGUUCUGGAACGCGACGGAAAUAAAAUUGAUUUCUAUGUUUCUUUAUAAA
Molecule: messenger RNA, 812 nt
Organism: Topomyia yanbarensis
Lineage: Eukaryota; Metazoa; Arthropoda; Insecta; Diptera; Culicidae
Product: adult cuticle protein 1-like
Exons: 2
Coding region: 144-539 (131 amino acids)
Source: RefSeq, a predicted model, not a curated record